This is a messenger RNA of Hyaloperonospora brassicae, 420 nucleotides long. The record is from the annotation of a GenBank genome assembly. Lineage: Eukaryota; Oomycota; Peronosporomycetes; Peronosporales; Peronosporaceae.
AUGCCGAAGAACAAGGGCAAAGGAGGCAAAAACCGUCGACGCGGGAAGAACGACAAUGACGAGAACAAGCGCGAGCUCGACUUCAAAGAGGAGGGACAAGAGUAUGCUCAGGUGGUGCGGAUGCUGGGCAAUGGACGCUUGGAGGCUUACUGCUUUGACGGCGUGACGCGUCUGGGUCACAUCCGUGGCAAGAUGCGCAAGAAAGUCUGGGUCGGCGCGGGAGACAUUAUCCUCGUGAGUCUGCGCGAGUACCAGGACGGCAAGGUGGAUAUUAUUCAUAAAUACAACGCCGAUGAGGCGCGUAGUCUCAAGGCCUACGGGGAGCUGCCGGACAAUGCGCGUAUCAACGAGACGGCGGUGGACAUGGCCAUGGAAGGCGACGGCGAGGACGACAUUGGCUUUGACUUUGACGACAUUUAA